Molecule: messenger RNA, 751 nt
Organism: Aphidius gifuensis
Lineage: Eukaryota; Metazoa; Arthropoda; Insecta; Hymenoptera; Braconidae
Exons: 3
Coding region: 146-568 (140 amino acids)
Molecular function (GO): pigment binding
Source: RefSeq, a predicted model, not a curated record
AUCAACAUCAUAGUUAUCUUUAAAUGAAAAAAAUAAAAAAUGAAUUUAUUAGAUAUAAUUUAAUAAUAAUCUAUGAGAGACAAAGUAUAAAAAUGAAUGAAAAAAAUGAAAAUGUUAUCGUUCUUUUUUUAAGUAAAAUAUUAUUAUGUUGUUUAUUAUUUAUUUGUUGAUUAUUAUUAAAUUGUCUGAAGGACAAAUUGCAGAAGAUGGAAAUUGUUCUGUUGUUGAAUCGAAUAAAAAAAUUGACAUAUCCAAGUUUACUGGAGAAUGGUAUGAAGUUGCAAAUAUUCCAAAUGAAUAUGAACAAUUUGUCAAGUGUACAACUUUUAAUUUAACAUUAAAUUCAAAUAAAACAAUUGACAUAGUUGUCACAUCACUUGGUUCAAUAGGUGGAAAUGUUUUUCAAUGGCAAGGCCUUGGUACUAGAAGUGAUGAAAAUUCAAUGUCGUAUUUUAUUGAAUUUCCUGAAUUGGCAAUUAAAGGAAAAACAAUAUUAACUAUUAUUGAUACGGAUUAUGUCAACUAUGGAAUUUUAUUUAUGUGUCAGAAUGUUGGGGAAUUGAGGUAAUAUUGAUUUUUUUUUUUUUUAUAAUUAUCUUAUUAAUGUAAAUCAAAUUUUUUCCAGAUUUGAGUAUGCUUCGAUCUUGUCGAGAAAGAGAAAAUUUAAUCGAAAUAUAUUUAAACAUGCACGAAAUACAUUUAAACACAACUUAUUAGUGGCUGAAAAUUUAGUUCGUGUUGAUCAACAUAA